AUGCCAACACAUGGCACUGGUCUUGAAUUACGUAUUAAUCAAACGCUUCUUGAAGAUGCUCUUGCUAUUUGGCGCCAUUCAACAGAAGACAAAAGUAGUUAUCCAGCAAACUUGGCUUCCAUCAGUACGUUGGCUAUGUUUACAUUUGAUGCUGCAUGGACAUUGAUUCAAGCUCUGAACAAAUUAUCAUUUAACAAUAGUCCUGUAUUUGUCGCCACACCAUUUUGCUUCAACAGUUCAUUAACGAACAGUAACGAGUACCAUAAAAAACUCGAAACAAUUUCUUUUUCUGGGGUUUCGGGAACUGUUCAAUUUGCAAAAAAUGUUUCAAAUGAUCGUAUUGGUGGUGCUUAUUAUGUACUCUACAAUGUGCAGUCAACAGAAACAACUGAAAACGAGCCAUAUGGACACCUUAAAUAUGAACCAGUGAUGAAAUGGUUUGGAACGAAAGACAAAUGGAAAAAAUUGACUGAUUCUUUAACGAUUGACAUCGUUUGGCCCCAGGAUUCCAAAGACGUACCAAGUGAUCAUCCAACAAUUCGAGGUAAAACUAGGGGUGGCACUUUAACUUUAAACUUUAAAAGUUAA
Messenger RNA from Rotaria sp. Silwood1, 588 nucleotides. NCBI's taxonomy places the organism in Eukaryota, Metazoa, Rotifera, Eurotatoria, Philodinida, Philodinidae. The record is from the annotation of a GenBank genome assembly.